CUUGACAAUAGGUUCACGCAAUCAACAAUAAUUUUUAAAACAUUUACAAUUUCCUCAUGAUCAUGUAAAUGAUGAAAAUAAAAUUAAAACUAAAAUGUAACAAACGCUAAAAAAAAAAUUAACCAAAAAAAAAGAAAAUAUUUUAAAUUGUAACCAUUUAUCUCGUAAGAUGCUUAGAUUUCUGAAUAGCGGACCCUGGUCAAGUAUAUGGACUAGUGGACUCCCUGUACAGAAAACUGGUACGAAAAACUUCUCCUCUGAUAUAAAUAAACUCAAGGAACAUCUGAAGCAGUUAGAGGAACUGAAGAAAAUCAUAAAUAGCGAAAAAGUAGAUGCCGAAAUAGCGAAGCUGAAAGAGAGAGUAGAGAAGAUUGGUCAGCUGAUCCGACAAAUGAAAGAAAAUAUGAAGAAACCUGGAGGAGAUGAAUGAUGAUUGAAGAUGGAGAUCAUUCAUGAGAAGAAAAUGUCCCUUGGUUAGUUUCAAAUAAACAUAUUUACAAUUUAAAAUAUAA
Molecule: messenger RNA, 512 nt
Organism: Nezara viridula (southern green stink bug)
Lineage: Eukaryota; Metazoa; Arthropoda; Insecta; Hemiptera; Pentatomidae
Source: the annotation of a GenBank genome assembly